This is a messenger RNA of Theileria equi strain WA, 1083 nucleotides long. Its product is annotated as DnaJ domain containing protein. Gene Ontology annotation, cellular component: endoplasmic reticulum membrane. Gene Ontology annotation, biological process: cellular response to misfolded protein. The record is from RefSeq and is a predicted model, not a curated record. The transcript is spliced from 5 exons. Gene Ontology annotation, molecular function: Hsp70 protein binding. NCBI's taxonomy places the organism in Eukaryota, Apicomplexa, Aconoidasida, Piroplasmida, Theileriidae. Bases 1 to 1083 code for a protein of 360 amino acids.
AUGGAUGCUAAUCGUGAGGAUGCCUAUGUUUGCUUCAAGGUUGCGAAAACCGCGAUGCUCCGGCAAGAUUAUACCAAGGCCCUUAAAUUUCUUAAGAAGGCGAAUUCUAUGUAUCCUACACCGGAAUUCAAACAUCUAUUGGAUGAAUGCCUGAAUAAGUUAUCCCAUUCAGAGCAAUCACGCGAAUACAGAGAUCAUUCCCAUGAUUCAUCCAAUAGAAGUACAAGUGGAAAUGUAAACACAGCAGAUAGAAGUCCACAAAAUAAUCCCGAUACAACGCCUUCUGAACAUGAUAAACUCUGUCGCCGAGUUCUCAGCGCAAAAACGUAUUAUGAAGUAUUAUUAGUUGCUCGCGAAGACUCUGUAGAUACUAUAAAGCGUUCAUAUAAGAAGUUGGCAUUAAAAUUACAUCCUGAUAAAAACCCAUCGCAUUUGGCGUCUGAAGCAUUUAAAAAGGUCUCUACCGCAUUUCAGUGUUUAACAAACCCAAAAUCCCGUGAACAUUACGAUAUGUAUGGCGAAGAUGGUCCAGAAACUCAAACGGCUCAUCGAGAACAAUUUGUCACACCUGAACAAUUGUUCGAGGCAUUUUUUGGAUUGAAUGUUAAUCAUAAUCGUAUGCACCGUAACUUCGUUUACACACGUCGUGCGAAUGACAAUAGGUUAGUAGGACAAACAAGUCCACUUAGUCAACUCAUCCCCCUUUUUUUACUUUUUCUCUUCAUAAUUCUUCCAAGCCUAUUAACUUCCAGAACGGCCGAAUUUCAGUUUGAGAAAUCUUCAAAGUUCAGUCAAAAGGAGACUACGGUCAUAAAUGGCGUAGUAUAUUAUGUAGAUCCGACAAAAUUUCCGCAAAAAUACCCUCCAAAAUCACAACAACGACUCAGGAUGGAAUAUGAAGUGGAUUAUGCUUUUUUUGAUUAUAAGUGUUCUGCCGAUAGAAAAGAAAGCCAACGGAAGAUAUACUCAUACUUAUCAUCAUUCAAAAACCCACCAUCCGAGCUGUAUGAUACUCCAAAGAGUUGUGUAACACUUGGAAGAUUGAGAAGAGAUUACUCUGAUUUCAUGAAUGGUGGAUUUUGA